Molecule: messenger RNA, 3287 nt
Organism: Solenopsis invicta (red fire ant)
Lineage: Eukaryota; Metazoa; Arthropoda; Insecta; Hymenoptera; Formicidae
Gene: cue
Product: protein cueball
Exons: 7
Coding region: 194-1939 (581 amino acids)
Source: RefSeq, a predicted model, not a curated record
GGCUGCGCAAUCGGCGCGAUCUCCUCAGUUCGCGCGCGGUCGACAAGGGUGAGGACGUGUGUCCGACACGCAUCUCUGCGCUCUCGUGCACUCGCCGAAGACGUAGAGAUAAGGAUACGUUCUCCGUGUCGCCUGCUCGUGCUCCUCAUCUCGGUCACGGUCUGUCCAGGCGAAUGCCGAACGACUGCCAGUCAUGAUCUCCGCCGAGAUGCGAUACCUCCUGCCGACGCUGCUCCUCGUGGUCGCGACGACGUAUGCCCAGUCGUCCUGGGACUUGGCCGUUGUGAUCGGUAACGAAAUCGAAUAUUUCGCGCGUAACGGUACGUCGACGGGUCUUGCUGAUGUCGAGGAAGCCGUUGAAUUGGCUGGAAUAACGUACGACGACACCACUCGAACAAUGUAUCUGUCUGACGUAAGCAAGAAGAAAGAAGGGAACAACAUGUCUACAUUCAGCAACGCGUCUAUAUUCCUCCUUACAGAAAGGACUUUUACGUCAACCCCUCUGCUGAAAAAAGAGAAGAGAAUGCACGUUGAUGGGAUGGUCUUCGACACGUCAUCGCGGACUCUGUUCUGGGUCGAUCCCAUAGAGGACAUCAUUGCGAAAAUGCACAUACCGCAAAAAGGUAAACCGGGCGAUCCUGUUGUUCUGCACACUCUCACCGGGAACAGUCCACGUGGCAUCGCUCUCGACGUGUGUAACAGCCGCAUAUACUGGACAAACAGCAACAAAUCGCAUCCCAGCAUCGAGUAUUCUAAUCUUGACGGGAGUAAUCGGACAGUUGUCAUCAAUCGAACAAUGAUUGAGAAUUUGUACGAGCCCGUGGCGGUGGUAAUCGACCACGCGGAGCAGAAGCUGUACUGGAUCGACGAUAUCGAGGGGGUGCCCUUUAACAUUGGGCGCAGCAACUUGGAUGGCAGUCAGUGGGAAUUGCUGCUCCAGAAGAAUCAUCAGCAGCCUAUCUAUCUGGCAGUGGACAACGAAUCGAUAUACUGGUCCGAUUCAGUAUCCAGCACGGUCUGGACCAUGCCAAAGAACCCUAAGGCUGAGGAUAAUCCGACUAAAUUUAUAACAUAUAAUGAUCCCAGAAAGCACCAUCUCUCUCCAGCUGGCAUCGUGACGCGCGACAACGUCCGCCAAAUCGAUUGCGCGAUGAUAAAGAAGAGGCCGAACCUGCCGGUGCUCGCUAUACCAUUGUCCCAUGUGACUACCAGGACGGAGAGUGUGACCAUCAAAAGCUCCAAAUACUGCCUAAACGACGGCUAUCUGAACAAAACGGACGACACAUGCCGAUGCAAAGAAGGGUUCACUGGACUCCUUUGCGAAAUUUCCCUCUCACUUCCUUGUCACAAUUACUGCCUCCAUGGUACAUGUACUGUAAACCACCGUGGACUUCCCGAAUGCAAGUGCAUGGGCACGUUUAGUGGUGCCCGCUGUGAAAGGGACGUUUGCAACGAUUAUUGCCUUUAUGAUGGUGAAUGUUCCGUCCGGGAUGGAAAACCAUUCUGUAGUUGUAAAUAUUCCAAAGGGACCCGAUGCGAAGAACUGAACGACAUUGCGGAAAUCUGUGCGAGCAGUCGUGUCGGAUUACCCAGCAACGUAACGUCAUGCAAAUGUACGGGCUCUAAACUGUCGCUCAGUGACAGUUUUCAAAACAGGCUGUUGCUACCGAUAUUCGUAGCCUUCACCGCUCUGUUUCUUCUAAUGAUCGCCAUACUCAGUUACUAUGUGAACAAAUUACGAAGGCGACCACGAAUUAAGAGACACUACGUGGUCAGUAAGGGCGUCACGCCGCUUACAUCCCGACCAGACAAUCAGUGUGAGAUUACUAUAGAGAAUUGCUGCAAUAUGAAUAUCUGCGAAACUAAUUUAUUUUUACCAAUGGAAAGAGAUUGGCGUUUAUUAUCUUAUAAUAACUUGGUUAAAGAGAGGGCAAAGUGAAAUUGUGCUAUCUCGUUUUAUGAGCACGGCUAAUAUCUUCACGUGUAGAUUUUAAUUUGCGUGCGCAAUGUCAAUGAUCGAAUUAUGCUAAGACUGGAUCUGUUUACAUUCCGAUUUGGCAAUCGGUUAAAUUGAAACUGCAAUUCCCACUGAUUUGUACAUUUAUAUCGGUGCCCCGUACGGUGUUAAUUGCGCGAUAAUGUCAACGGUUAUAGUCUUGUUUUUUUCACGCGCAGUUCUAAAACACGAUGUACAUUUGUUACUUAUAAAAACGACGGUUAUAUUAAGAAUAAGACUUCCUACAAAGACGCUUGUAGUGCUCUAAGAACUAAUAUUUUAUGUUUACAUUCAAAUAUCACACAAUUAUGGGUUCGAUACAUUUGAGAAGUAAAUCUUGCUGCAUGCCAAGCAGUUUCUAAAUUUUUUAAUUUGUAUUAAUUUACAUAAAAAUUCCUCGAUUUAUUUUGUCAAUUUUGAAAAAUACGAAAUAGACUGUUAAAUGGAUAACAGGGUAAUGUCUCGUUCUUUUACAGCCGUGUUUCGAACCAAAAUUACGAAAUGACGUGUCAAGGAGCAAAAGUAAGAAAAAGGAAGAGAAGAACUUCUUGUUGGAUAAUAUGGACGAUAAUUCGUGCUAGCACAUGCUACUCCCGUGUCAUCGCAUGAAAUGGCGAAAACUCUGCACGAGCUCUGCCCCGCGUCGGAGACUGAGAUCGUAUUUGAGCGGGACCGCUCCUGCGUCUGUACAUAGUACCGCGGCGAACUUUAGUAUUGUUGUUAAGUUUGAAAACAUCCGCAUUGACGGAAUGCGCCAUGGAGCGCUAUAUCGACGACGAUUUCACUUCAUCGUGGAAAAGGAAGCCAAAGGUCUUUUUAGAAAGUCCUAUUUCUUAAUACGUCAUACACAUUAGGGCUGUGUUUUAGAGCCAUUUCUUUCACUUAGUAGUCAUUAAAUUAAUCAUUUGACGUUGUUAGAUAUUUGUUUCAGGCAUUGUAAAGCUCGACUUUACGCGUUUCUCUAAAUUUGCCGAACGCAAUCCCUCUUGUGCGCAAGCAACGCUAAAAGUUUGUAAAUAAUAACGCGAGAUGUUAAUAUAAUUCGAAGAUACAAAUAUUUCUGAUUGUAUUGUCGAAUUGUAUCUCUCUUUUAAACCUUCGUGAGCGUUAUGUAAGAACUGAAUUCAUUUCUUUGAACAAUGUCGGAAAAGGUUUCAAAUUUAAUAAUUUAUGUAACUGUUGAUAAAAAUGGAAUUUUGAACUUGCGAGACUGUAUUGUCAAACAUAGAAGAGAUACAACGACACUGGGAUCGGCAUUUGAAACAAGCGAGCGAAGGAAAAUGCGCACGCA